UGUGUGAUGUGGUUUACGUACUAUACACGCAACUCCAGUUUGUGUGUAUAAUUGUGCGGAGAUUUUUUUAGACGACGGAUUGGGACAACUUAUUUUAGCCAACUCUUUAACUAAAUAAUCAUAGUGAUUUUCAAUUUGAAAUUUAACCAGACCAUUCGACAAAAUACAGAAGAGAGGAACAAGUAACCAAAGAGACAGCUUUGCCGCCCAAGAAGUGUGAGAUCAUCGUUUAUUUUGGGCUGACGAAACCGAGGCUUCUCCGCCUUCGAGAUGCUGGCUGCACAGAAACCCCGCCGAACCCGGGAGUUCACCGGUCCGACUCCCCACUCUGUAGCGAUAAGAGCUAAGAUGCCAAGCAAACUUCCUCCAGACCACCUCAUCCUGGAGAGAAGAAAACGAGAUGACCAGCGGGAAGAAGCAGAAGCUGUCACAAAGUAUAAUGCACUGUGUGACCUAAAGAAUGACUGGGAGAAGAUCACAGACCGGAGAAUCCAGUCAAACACAGUCAAGAGACGGGUCCGAAGCUUGAUGCAACAAGAAGAAUUCACACUUGAAGACAGAAGACAGAGAUUACGAGAAUUGCUAGCAGAGGAAAACGAUCAAUACCUGGUCGAGAUGGAAGCAAGUCAAGAAACACUUUUGGAGCGACAAGCAAAGAUGAGGGAACGGGCAAAAUUUCUGAAGGAGAAGAGGGAGAAAGAAAGAUUACAGAUCGUUGCAGAAAAACUUGAUCAGAGAUGGAGGGAGGAAUGUGAGGAGCUUAGGGCUACCCUCACCCGGCGACAUAUGGAUGAAGUAUGCAUGGACCGUAGCCAUCAGCUGGAGACAAAGGCUCGCAUGGAUGCACAUGAGAAGGAAGUAGAGCGCAUGUAUGCGGACCUGUGGGAGAAGGAUAGGCUAGCCAAGGAGGCCAAGGAGGAGAAGAUUGCCCAGGACCAACAUGCAAGAAACAUGGAGAUGUUGAGCGUCUUGCAGAAGCAGAUGGCUGCCAUCGAGGCCAAGCGCCAGGAAGAAAAACAGCUCAGGAUCGACGGUGGCAGACUUAGGAAAGAGGAGGCAGCACUGAGGAAACUGGAAGAGCAACGUGCUUUGGCUGAAAAGAGGGCCCUCCAACAGGAGAUGAGAGCUGGUCUGGAUCAGAAUGUCAAGCUCAAAGCCAAGCGAAUGGCCAAGGAAGUCCAGGAAGAAUUAGCUCUUGACAUGAAGAUCUUGGAGAAACUCCUUGAGGACUCUAGGAAUGAAGCCAUGGAGAUUGCACAGAGAAAGAAAGAACUGCGGGAGGAAGAUCAACGUUACCGCAGGUACCUCCAGGAGCAGAUGAGGCUUGAGCAAGAGAGGGAAGCAGAGAUUGACCGCAUGAUAUCAGCGGAGGUUGAGAGACAAUGGCAGAAGAGACUCACUCAAUGGGCCAAGGAACGCAAUGCACGUAAGAAGCUCAUGGAAGAGGUACUUGCAAUAAGGAGACAGCAGGUGGAGGAGAGAUUGGCAGCCAAUGCUAAUGCACAGGCAGAGCUGGCCAAGGAAAGAGAAGCCAUGCAGGCCGCUAUGGAAGAACACAAGAGACUUGAAGAUGAGAAACAAGCCUCAAUUCUACUCGCCAACAAGAAUUAUGAACAGGACCUCCUGGGCCAGAUGGACUAUACCCACAGACAGACAGAGAGGGCUAAAGAUGAAGAGUACAGGGAAUACCUCCAAGGAUUGGAGACAGAGGCCGAAUACCAGGCUAAGUUGAAGGAGGCCCUCGCUAGGCCGAUUAUUGACAAGGCCCACCCAGUCCGUAGGAUGCAUAUGUCGGCAGGCAAAUCUCCUCAGAUAGCAUAAAGUAAUUGAUGGUUUUUGCGAAUGAGUCAUUCCAUCAACAGAAUGUGUUCCUUUAGAUGAUAUUUGCCUUGAAAACAUUGUCAUUCCAAUUUUCUAAGUAAACAGACAUGUACCAAAUCUAUUUUAGAACAUGGAUUUUACAUUUUUGCCAUCAUGGGACUUAAACUAGAUCCUCAUAAAGCAUUGUAUGGUUGCAUGCUUAUAAUGUGUAAUGUGGUUUACAUGAGUUAGAUAGGAUCCUUGUCUCAGAACACAUAGAAUCUGUCGUGAAGAAUAAAUGAUUCUUGUCGUUAAAUUUCAUGCAUUUCAUUAUCAUUUUGAUAAUUCACUCAAAUUCAUCAUGGCCUUGCAUAAUGGUACAAAGCACUACUUGUUCAC
Messenger RNA from Lytechinus variegatus (green sea urchin), 2199 nucleotides. RefSeq names its product cilia- and flagella-associated protein 53-like. The transcript is spliced from 7 exons. The record is from RefSeq and is a predicted model, not a curated record. Lineage: Eukaryota; Metazoa; Echinodermata; Echinoidea; Temnopleuroida; Toxopneustidae. Bases 271 to 1821 code for a protein of 516 amino acids.